GCGCCCCCUGCAGGUGAUGGGGCGGAAGGGCAGCGGAGGCGCAGGGCGCGGAGGUUAUGGGGUCGUUAUGGGGUCGUAUGGGGUCGUUAUGGGGCAGUUCUGGGGUGAUACAUGGGGUCAUGAUGGGGUCGUUAUGGGACAGUUCUGGGGCGAUGUAUGGGGUCGUUAUGGGGUCAUUCUGGGGCGAUGCAUGGGGUCGUUAUGGAUGCACAGCCAUAGCAGCAGCGCCCCCUGCAGGUGAUGGGGCGGAAGUGCAGCGGAGGCGCAAGGCGUGGAGGUUAUGGGGUCCUUAUGGGGUCCUUAUGGGUCCUUAUAGGGUCGUUCUAGGGCAAUGUAUGGGGUCAUUAUGGGUCGUUCUGGGGUCAUUAUGGAGCAAUAUAUGGGGUCCUUAUGGGGUCCUUAUGGGGUCCUUAUGGGGCGAUGCAUGGGGUCAUUAUGGGAUGCAGCGCCAUGGCAGCAGCGCCCCCUGCAGGUGAUGGGGCGGAAGGGCGGCGGCGCGGCGGAGGCGCAGGGCGCGGAGGUUAUGGGGUCCUUAUGGGGUCCUUAUGGGGUCGUUAUGGGGUCGUUCUGGGGUGAUUAUGGGAUGCAGCGCCAUGGCAGCAGCGCCCCCUGCAGGUGAUGGGGCGGAAGGGCGGCGGCGCGGCGGAGGCGCAGGGCGUGGAGGUGGCGCUGGCGCCGGAGGAGCUGGAGCUGGACCCCAGCGCCAUGACGCAGAAGUACGAGGAGCGCGUGAGGGAGCAGCAGGCGCAGGUGGAGAAGGAGGACUUCAGCGACAUGGUGGCCGAGCACGCCGCCAAGCAGAAGGUCUGCCCCAUAGAUUACCCCUGCUGCCCCAGAGGUCUGCCCCAUAAUGCUGCCCCAUAGGUAUCCCAUAGAUUUGCCCUAUAACUUUCCCAUAGGCAUCCCAUAAU
Phasianus colchicus (ring-necked pheasant) is the source of this 911-nucleotide messenger RNA. NCBI's taxonomy places the organism in Eukaryota, Metazoa, Chordata, Aves, Galliformes, Phasianidae. The record is from RefSeq and is a predicted model, not a curated record.